Molecule: messenger RNA, 501 nt
Organism: Triticum turgidum subsp. durum (durum wheat)
Lineage: Eukaryota; Viridiplantae; Streptophyta; Magnoliopsida; Poales; Poaceae
Source: the annotation of a GenBank genome assembly
AUGGCUGCGGACGGCGAGAGGUGGGUGGGCCUGGCGGUGGACUUCUCGGAGGGGAGCCGCGCGGCGCUGCAGUGGGCGGCGGACAACCUGCUCCGCGCCGGCGACAACCUGCUCCUCCUGCACGUCCUCAAGGACCCCGACUACGAGCAGUGCGAGACCCUCCUCUGGGAGGCCUCCGGCUCCCCUUUGAUCCCCCUCUCGGAGUUCUCUCACCCUUCAACUGCAAAGAAAUAUGGGGUGAAGCCUGAUGCUGAAACACUUGACAUGCUCAACACCAUAGCUAAGCAGAAGGAGGUUGCUGUGGUUUCCAAAGUCCUGUUUGGAGAUCCCCGCGAGAAGCUGUGCCAAGCCAUCCAUGACAUGCCCAUCAGCUGCCUGGUCAUUGGGAGCAGGGGCCUUGGCAAGCUCAAGAGGGUGCUCUUGGGCAGCGUCAGCGAUUACGUCGUGAACAACGCCGCCUGCCCGGUCACCGUUGUCAAGCCAGCGAGUAACCAUGCCUGA